Struthio camelus australis is the source of this 3540-nucleotide messenger RNA. NCBI's taxonomy places the organism in Eukaryota, Metazoa, Chordata, Aves, Struthioniformes, Struthionidae. The record is from RefSeq and is a predicted model, not a curated record.
GUUCACGCGUGGGAGAUCUCAGACCAAUUGCUGCAGAUCCGGCAGGAUGUGGAAUCGUGCUAUUUCGCAGCACAGACCAUGAAGAUGAAGAUUCAGACUUCCUUCUAUGAACUCCCCACAGACUCGCAUGCUUCGUUACGGGACUCGUUGCUGUCCCACAUCCAGAACUUGAAAGACCUAUCACCUGUCAUCGUAACCCAGCUUGCAUUAGCAAUAGCAGACCUUGCCCUGCAAAUGGCUUCUUGGAAAGGCUGCGUACAAACACUGGUUGAAAAGUACAGUAAUGAUGUUACAUCACUGCCCUUUUUGCUGGAAAUCCUCACGGUGCUGCCAGAGGAGGUUCACAGCCGAUCCUUGCGCAUUGGAGCCAACCGCCGUACUGAAAUCAUAGAGGAUCUGGCUUACUAUUCCAGCACGGUCAUCUCCCUGCUGAUGACGUGCGUGGAGAAAGCAGGCAACGAUGAGAAGAUGCUCAUCAAAAUCUUCCGGUGCUUGGGGAGCUGGUUCAACCUCGGUGUUCUGGAUAGCACCUUCAUGGCAAACAGCAAGUUACUGUCACUCCUCUUCGAGGUGCUGCAACAAGACAAGACAUCAUCAAACCUCCAUGAAGCUGCUUCGGACUGUGUGUGCUCAGCGCUCUAUGCCAUCGAGAACGUGGAGACAAACCUGCCCCUGGCCUUGCAGCUUUUCCAGGGCGUCCUCACUCUCGAGACUGCCUAUCAUAUGGCUGUAGCACGGGAGGACUUGGACAAGGUGCUCAAUUAUUGCCGUGUUUUCACUGAGCUUUGCGAGACGUUCCUAGAUAAGAUAGUUUGCACGCCAGGCCAAGGGCUAGGUGACCUGCGGACGCUGGAGCUGUUGCUGAUAUGUGCAGGUCACCCGCAGUAUGAGGUAGUAGAAAUUUCCUUUAACUUCUGGUACAGACUGGGGGAGCACCUGUACAAGACAGAUGAUGCAGUCAUCCACAGCAUCUUCAAAGCCUACAUACAGCGGCUUCUGCAUGCUCUGGCCAGACACUGUCAGCUUGACUCGGACCACGAGGGUGUCCCAGAGGAGACGGAUGACUUUGGGGAGUUCCGGAUGCGGGUCUCGGACCUGGUGAAAGACCUGAUCUUCCUAGUGGGAUCGGUGGAAUGUUUUGCUCAGCUUUAUGCGACUUUGAAGGAUGGGAAUCCACCCUGGGAGGUGACUGAAGCUGUCCUCUUCAUCAUGGCUUCUAUAGCUAAGAGUGUUGACCAAGAGAACAACCCAACCCUGGUGGAGGUGCUGGAGGGGGUGGUGCGCCUCCCUGAGACGGUGCACACGGCCGUCCGCUACACCAGCAUCGAGCUGGUUGGAGAGAUGAGUGAGGUCGUGGACAGAAACCCUCAGUUCCUGGAUCCUGUGCUGGGUUACUUGAUGAAGGGUCUGUGUGACAGGCGGCUGGCCUCGGCUGCUGCCAAGGCCAUUCACAAUAUCUGCUCGGUAUGCCGGGACCAUAUGGCUCAGCACUUUAACGGGCUGCUAGAGAUAGCCCGUUCCCUUGACUCCUUCACGCUCUCUCCAGAGGCUGCUGUGGGACUCCUUAAGGGGACAGCGUUGGUCCUCGCCAGGCUCCCCUUAGAGAAGAUAGCAGAAUGCCUCAGUGAACUCUGUGCCGUACAAGUGAUGGCACUGAAGAAGCUGCUCUCUCAGGAGCCAAGCAAUGGCCUCUCCUCAGACCCUACUGUGCCCCUGGAUCGACUCGCUGUCAUAUUUAGACAUACCAAUCCCAUUGUAGAAAAUGGACAGAUCCAUCCGUGCCAAAAAGUCAUUCAGGAAAUCUGGCCCGUGCUGUCAGAGACCCUGAACAAACACAGUGCCGAUAACCGCAUCGUGGAACGUUGCUGCCGAUGCCUGCGCUUUGCUGUCCGCUGCGUAGGCAAAGGAUCCGCUGCCCUGCUGCAGCCGCUAGUCACACAGAUGGUGAAUGUGUACCGGGCGCACCAGCACUCCUGCUUCCUCUACCUGGGCAGCAUCCUGGUGGAUGAGUACGGCAUGGAGGAGGGUUGCCGGCAGGGGCUGCUAGACAUGCUUCAGGCACUAUGCAUACCUACCUUCCAACUCCUAGAGCAGCCCAAUGGCCUUCAGAACCACCCCGACACCGUGGAUGACCUCUUCCGACUAGCAACCAGGUUUAUCCAGCGCAGCCCCGUCACCUUGCUACGCAGCCAGGUGAUGAUCCCCAUCCUGCAGUGGGCCAUAGCCGCCACCACCCUCGACCACCGGGACGCCAACUGCAGCGUCAUGAAGUUUCUACGCGACCUCAUCCACACCGGGGUGGCCAAUGACCAUGAGGAGGACUUCGAAGUGCGGAAGGAGCUCAUCGGCCAGGUGAUGAACCAGCUGGGCCAGCAGCUCGUCAACCAGCUGCUGCACACGUGCUGCUUCUGCCUGCCACCGUACACCCUGCCCGACGUCGCCGAGGUGCUCUGGGAGAUCAUGCAGAUUGACAGGCCGACGUUUUGUCGCUGGCUAGAGAAUUCACUGAAGGGUUUACCAAAGGAGACAACGGGGGGAGCCAUCCAAGUCACACACAAACAGCUUACAGACUUCCACAAGCAGGUCACAAGGUGAGCAAACGCGCCCGCAUGCCAGAGCGGGGCAGGGUGUGAGCCUGCGAGCCGGGAGCGUGUGCUGCGUCUGCGUGGGCAGCAGGGAGCCGGGACAGUGAUGGGGGCGACGUGCAGCCACCUGCGGCAGCGUGUCUCGCUCGCAGGCCUGUCUGGGAUGCGGUCUUUGGACCCUGGCUCCAAAACACUGGCAGCUCUGCUCCAGGGCUCUGCUGGUUGUGGCUUUGGGGCGCUCUUCAAGAAAUUUGCUGCAGGCAACUAGACGGUAGUGACUUCUGAUUUGAGUCUCGAGCUUUCUGCUCAGCUCCUGAGCCUCUCUCAGUCUUCGGGAGGGUUUGGGGAGUGACUGUGCUGUCUGUCCUCACGCAGCUGCAGCCUGAGCUAGCCUCUACAUCCUUUCCAGGCUGUUUUGACCUGUUAGCAGGGCUGAACCACAUCCCCUUUGAGUGAGCUUCCUCUUGCAAACUGACAGCAGUGCGUGAACAGCUGUAGCAGCCAUUUCAGCUUGGCAGCUGGUGUCUGGCUGCUCCUGUCACCGCACCUCACUCUGGUUCCCUAUGACCGUCCUCCACAAAACCCCGCGAAGCUUUCGGACCUUUCCGCUGAGCUCCGUGCCCUUUGCUGUGUUCCUCGCAAAGACCCUGCUGCACUCAAGGCGAAAGCUGGUGGCCUGUGAAGCUCGGUCCUACCUGCUACUUGCCGUGGGUUGUCCUCCCUGAGCACUAAACCGGCUCUGCGAGAGCCUAGUGCAUUGGUGGGACGUCCAGCUGCAGCCCCUGCCCAGCACCCUCAGAUGGGUUUGCACGGCUGUCUAAUUCAGGGUGUCCCCAGUAUGACCCACGGUGCCUCUGCCUGUGACCCAGGGCUCCGGAAAGCCUUGCUGAGGAGGGCUGCCGUUUGUCUUUUCCAUCCCUAAACAGGUUUUUCUUCUCUUGCGUGAGCCCUGCUA